Messenger RNA from Talpa occidentalis (Iberian mole), 2126 nucleotides. It is a transcript of the gene CCT8L2, whose product is annotated as chaperonin containing TCP1 subunit 8 like 2. Gene Ontology annotation, molecular function: ATP-dependent protein folding chaperone; ATP binding. NCBI's taxonomy places the organism in Eukaryota, Metazoa, Chordata, Mammalia, Eulipotyphla, Talpidae. The record is from RefSeq and is a predicted model, not a curated record. The transcript has a single exon. Gene Ontology annotation, biological process: protein folding. The coding region runs from base 1 to 1782 and encodes 593 amino acids. Gene Ontology annotation, cellular component: chaperonin-containing T-complex.
AUGGGCAUCCGCGGGCCCCUCGAGGAACCGCAGAGGGCCGGGGCCGGGGCGCCCCGCCUGGCGUCCGAGGGGGGCUCCGCAGCCCGCGGGGCUUCCCGCUCUGCGCGGGCGAUGGACCGGGGCUGCCAGACGGCGCGGGAGCUGCCCGAGCGCCUGGGGCCCGACCCGAGGAGCCGGGGCGAGCCGCAGAAGCCGCUGCUGAGCAGCCUGCCGGCCGCGCAGACCCUGGCCCGCGUGCUCCGGCCUUGCUACGGCCCGCACGGCCGGCAGAAGCUGCUGGUGACCGCCAAGGGCGAGACGGUCUUCACCCGCCACGCCACCGCCAUCCUCCGCGCCCUGGAGCUGGAGCACCCGGCCGCCCGGCUGCUGCGCGACGCGGCCCAGGCCCAGGCCGAGCACUGCGGCGACGGCACGGCGGGGCUGGUGCUGCUGGCCUGCGCGCUGCUGGAGCAGGCCGAGCACCUGCUGCAGGCCGGCCUGCCCCGCGCGCAGCUCCGGGAGGCCUACGCCGCCGUCGUCGCCGAGACGCUGGCGCUGCUGCCGGCCCUGGUCUGCCACUCGCUCGGGUCUCUGGAGGACCCCUUCUGGGUGCUCUACGCGGCGAUGAACACCCACGCGCUGGCCCAGCCCCAGCACCUGGCCAAGCUGGUGGCCCACGCCUGCUGGGCCACCCGGGAGCUGGACGGCCGCUUCCAGCCCGAGCGCGUGGCCCUGUGCGUCCUGCCCGGGGGGCGCCCCGAAGACUCGUGCCUGCUCCCCGGGCUGGCGGUGAGCGGGCAGCCCCGCGGGCUGGUGAACAUGGUCGUAGGUGGGGCCAGGGUGGCACUCUUCGCCUGCACCUUCGGGCCCGCGCAGACCCAGGCGCAGGCCACGGCGAGGCUCUCCAGCCCCGAGGAGCUGCAGGCCUUCAGGAGAGGAAGCGAGCAGCUGAUUGAAAAGCAAGUGGGCGAACUGGUCUCUGCCUCCAUUAACGUGGCUGUGGUGUGGGGGCAGAUCGACGAGAAGACCCUCGCCCAGGCCAACAAGCGCGGCAUCAUGGUGGUGGAGGCCAAGUCCCGGAAGGAGAUGGCCUACCUGAGCCAGGUGCUGGAGACGCCGCUGCUGCCCUACAUGCUUCCUCCAGGGGCGCCCGGCCAGUGCCAGCGGGUGUACGGGCAGGGCCUGGGGGAAGACCUGGUGGUGGUGUUCGAGUGGGAGUCUCGGAGCACGCCUGCCCUCACCUUGGUCCUCAGAGGGACCACCAGGGACGGGCUGCGGGGCGCGGAGCUGGCGGCCUACCAGGGCAUCGACGUCUACACCCAGCUGUGUCAGGACACCCGGCUGCUCCCGGGGGCCGGGGCCACAGAGAUGGCUCUGGCUAGGAUGCUCUCAGAUAAAGGAACCAAACUGGCAGGGCCCGAGGGUCCAGCAUUCCUGGCGUUCGCCCGAGCCCUGCGGACUCUUCCAGAAAUCCUGGCCGAGAACGCGGGCUUAGCCACCUCGGAAGUGAUGGCAGAGAUAAGCGGGGCGCAUCAAGCUGGGCACUACCUAGCAGGAGUGGGAGCCGAGGGGCUGAUCAACGUGGCCCAGCUACAGCUGUGGGACACCCUAAUCACCAAAGAUCAAGGGCUGCGCAUGGCAGCCGCUGUGGUCAUCCAGCUGGUGACCAUAGACGACAUUGUGGUGGCCAAGAGAAGCCCCGCCCUUCAGCAGAACCUGAAUCCGGAGCCAAAGAAAGCAAAGAAAGGCUCCUCUGUGGGGAAAAACAUCUUGGGAAGGCAUAAGCAGCAACAUCCUCAAUAAAAUGGGAGCUGCCCGGGAGGGCACAGCCCCCACCCCGAAAUGCGUGUCUGCCUUGCAUAUUGCCUCCACCUCUAAUUCUCUUAGAUAAAAGCAGCACCAAGGGCCAUAGAGAAAAGUCCUGUGUGCUGACUUACUUGCCUGCAGAAGCUCGGCGUCUGCGGGUUCCCGAUCCCUCCAUCAGACGCUGUUCCUUUCCUGCGUGAGAACAGGGUUCAAUUCUAUUGAAGACCUUUAAAUUGAGCAGCUGCUCUUUUGAGAUGGAAAAAAAAAAAAAAGUCCAGGAAUCUCUUCCCAACGAUUUGAGUAUUCCCUGCACGAUAGACUAAUAUAUGAGAAUCUCUGUC